Molecule: messenger RNA, 726 nt
Organism: Lolium rigidum
Lineage: Eukaryota; Viridiplantae; Streptophyta; Magnoliopsida; Poales; Poaceae
Product: protein PLASTID REDOX INSENSITIVE 2, chloroplastic
Exons: 3
Coding region: 90-596 (168 amino acids)
Biological process (GO): regulation of gene expression
Source: RefSeq, a predicted model, not a curated record
CGAAAUCGCACAAAAGAAAAUCCCUCUCGAAAGUCCUGAACCGAUAAGGAGAGGAAGACACAGCCGUAAAACCCCGGUGACGAGCAGCCAUGGCGACGAGGGUGUGGGCGGCGGCGGCGGCCUUAAACCCCGCUCUUCUUCCUCACUCGUCUUCCCCUCGUCCGGCCCGGUCCACGCGGCCGAGCAGCCAUCUCUGCCUGCGCAGCCGCCGGCCGCGACUCGCCAAGGUCGUGUGCCGCCGCGCCAAGAGCGCCGCCUUCGAGGACUACAAGUUCCCGGACCCCAUCCCGGAGUUCGCCGAGCAGGAGACGAGCAGGUUCAGGGAGCACAUGAUGUGGCGGCUGGAGCAGAAGAAGGCGGACUACUUCGGGGAGCACGUUGAGGAAAUCGUCGACGUCUGCACCGAGGUCUUGAGCAAUUUCUUGCAGCACGACUACUGUGGUCCAGGCACGCUCCUGGUUCACCCGUUCUUGGACAUGAAGGGCGAGAUCAAAGAGAAGGGGCUCCCCGGCGCGCCCCAGGCCACGCGCGCCGCGAUCGCGUGGGCUGAGAAGAACAUCGACAAGGACUGGAAGGCGUGGACUGGAGAUUACUAGCGCUAGUUUCCCUUGUAGCUCUCUGCUGUAUCAGCUAUUGUUGUACCUGUAGUUUGGAUGGUGUUUCAGCGGAGACUUGAAUCUAGACCCUAGGCUAGUCAUGUUUGUCGGAAAACCAUGAAAUUUAUCU